AUGGAGAAUUUAUUAUCUCUGCUCUGUUGUCAUUAUUCUUUGCUGAUUUUAUUUCAGUACAAAUACCAGGUGUAUGGAAACUAUUCCCAGCUACCCAAGCAUCCAGGGUUCAGCGUUCUUGCAUCAGCUUCCCAUUACUGGCCAUUGGAAGAUGUGGAUGGAAUUCAUGAGUUUCGGGAUACGAAUGGAGAUAUUGUAGAAGGAAUGGUGAACAAAGGAAUUUAUGUCACUGAAAAGAAAGGAGUUACCUUUCUCUUCUUUGGAAGCUAUCAAAAUUCUUGCAUUAGUAAUCCAGAAGUUUGUGGACCUGAAGGAGUAACAUUUUCCUUUUUCUGGAAGACUCAAGACCAGCAGGCUAAGUUUCUCCCUGCCUCUGGUGGACAAGUAAUUUCCAGUGGUUUCAAAAUCUGUUCAAACGAAGGUGAAGGCUCGGUGGAAUUUUACACCCGUGGGAAUGCAAUGAUGAAGUGGAAAGCAAGCUUUAGUCCACCAGGUCCUUAUUGGACUCAUAUUCUCUUUACUUGGAAAUCAAGAGAGGGACUGAAAGUCUAUGUCAAUGGAACUCUAAACACAACUGAUCCAGAUGGGAAAGUUUUCUAUGACUACGGAGACCCCAGUGCAAAUCUGCUGACUGGGACAGAGGGGGACAAAACUAAGCGCUACGUGAAUGGAGCAUUUGAUGAAUUCAUUAUAUGGGAAAGGGCACUCACUCCCAAUGAAAUUGAACAGUACUUUACCGCUGCUAUUGGCGUGCAAGUUUUGCUUUCUUCAACGCUUCCAUGGUCUGUGAUGACAACCACUACAAAACCUGUGCUCUCUACCAACGCCUAUCAUCCCAUCAUAACUAAUCUGACCGAGGAGAGAGGGAACUUGCGCUCCCCCGACACCAUGCUGGGCUACCUGGAGAACGUGUCCUUCAGUUUGCCCAACAAAUCCUUAUCAGAAAACACUGCUCUAAGCUUGACAGAGGCAUUUUUAAAAGCUGUCGAAGACUUUAUGUUAUUGCCCAACUGGAUUGAUGUACCAGAGACUGCUCACAUAUUUGGAAGCUUAAUUCAAACUAUUGACAGUGUGAUGGCUCACAUGACGCGCAAUCUGGACGAAAACUCAUUACCUUUAACUGUUGAGGGCAUGUCGACUGUGGCAGAUUACACCUUGGUCAAAAUGCAUCCUCAGACUCUGAAUUUGUCCCACUAUCGAUUUCCAUCUCGAGGACACAGUUAUAUUUCCAUUCCCAGUGAAGCUUUUCAUGAUAAAGCUUGGAUUACCAUUGUCGGCCUGCUUUACCAUAACAUGCACUAUUUCUUUCAUAAUAUCAACCCUAUGGACACCAAGAUUGCUGAAGCUGCUGCCUACAAAGGUUAUAUGAUCUCAGCAACCAGUUACCUUAUCUCUAUCAAAGUGGAACCUCGACCCAAGUUGUCCCACAAUCUGUCAGGAUCUCCUCUUAUUACCAUCCAGCUGACUCACCAGUUGACUCCCAGACAAUACAGCCAAGCCCUAAAUAAGAGUAACAGAGUUCAUCUUUACUGUGCAUUUCUGGACUACAGCGAUGGAACUGGUGUUUGGUCUAAUGAAGGUUGUGUGCGUGAGAGUGGAGACCUCAACUACUCAGUGUGCCUCUGCAACCACCUCACUAACUUCGCCAUUCUGAUGCAAGUGGUGCCUCUGAAGCUAACAAGAGAACACCAGGUGGCCCUCUCCUCCAUCACUUACAUUGGCUGUGCUCUGUCCAUCUUCUGCUUGACGAUCACGCUGGUCACAUUCGCUAUAUUGUCGUCUGUCAGCACCAUCCGCAACCAGCGCUAUCAUAUCCAUGCCAAUCUGUCCUUUGCUGUCUUGGUGGCUCAGAUCCUGCUUCUCACCAGCUUUCAGUUCAGCCCUGGAACGGUGCCUUGCAAGAUCUUGGCCAUUCUCCUCCAUUUUUUCUUCCUGAGUGCAUUUGCCUGGAUGCUGGUGGAAGGAUUUCAUCUUUACAGUAUGGUGAUCAAAGUAUUUGGGUCAGAAGAGAGCAAGCACUUAUAUUAUUAUGGAAUUGGAUGGGGCUGCCCGCUGAUGAUUUGUGUGAUUUCUGCAACAUCAUCCCUAGACAGCUAUGGAGAAAGUGGCAACUGCUGGCUUUCACUAGAGAAUGGAGCAAUCUGGGCUUUUGUGGCACCGGCGUUGUUUGUAAUUCUGGUCAAUAUUGGCAUUCUCAUUGCUGUCACCAGAGUUAUCUCAAGAAUCAGUGCAGACAACUAUAAGGUCCACAGAGAUGCCAAUGCCUUCAAACUAACAGCUAAAGCCGUGGCUGUUCUCUUACCCAUCUUGGGAAGCUCUUGGAUCUUUGGGAUUUUGGCUGUCAAUGCCCACGCAUUAGUAUUUCAGUAUAUAUUUGCUGUUUUCAAUUCACUACAAGGAUUUUUCAUGUUCCUGUUUCACUGUCUUCUGAAUUCAGAGGUUAGAGCUGCCUUUAAGCACAAAACCAAGGUCUGGUCCCUUACCAGUAGUUCGACUCGCAACAUCAAUGUGAAACCCUUCAAUUCAGACAUUAUGACUGGGAACAGGCCAGGCACAACCCCCACGAAGCUGAACACCUGGGAUAAAAGCUCCAACUCAGCCAACCGCAUUGAUUUAUCCGCAGUCUGA
Eurypyga helias (sunbittern) is the source of this 2628-nucleotide messenger RNA. RefSeq names its product G protein-coupled receptor 133 (gene ADGRD1). The coding region runs from base 1 to 2628 and encodes 875 amino acids. NCBI's taxonomy places the organism in Eukaryota, Metazoa, Chordata, Aves, Eurypygiformes, Eurypygidae. Gene Ontology annotation, cellular component: membrane. Gene Ontology annotation, molecular function: G protein-coupled receptor activity. The transcript is spliced from 25 exons. The record is from RefSeq and is a predicted model, not a curated record. Gene Ontology annotation, biological process: cell surface receptor signaling pathway; adenylate cyclase-activating G protein-coupled receptor signaling pathway.